This is a messenger RNA of Acanthisitta chloris (rifleman), 435 nucleotides long. It is a transcript of the gene DUSP22, whose product is annotated as dual specificity phosphatase 22. Gene Ontology annotation, biological process: positive regulation of JNK cascade; protein dephosphorylation; regulation of cell population proliferation. Lineage: Eukaryota; Metazoa; Chordata; Aves; Passeriformes; Acanthisittidae. Gene Ontology annotation, molecular function: protein tyrosine/serine/threonine phosphatase activity. The record is from RefSeq and is a predicted model, not a curated record. The transcript has 6 exons. Gene Ontology annotation, cellular component: cytosol. The annotation marks the transcript as partial.
AUGGGGAGUGGAAUGAGCAAGGUUGUCACAGGCCUCUACCUCGGGAAUAUCCGUGACUCUGAGGACCACGAAAACCUGCUGAGGAAUGGAGUGACUCACAUCCUCUCCGUCCACGACAGAGCCAAGCCCGUGCUGGAGGACAUGACCUACCUGUGUAUCUCAGCCUCAGAUUCAUCCAGUCAAAACCUGCUGCAGCAUUUUAAGGAGAGCAUCAAGUUCAUCCAUGAAUGCCGACUCAGAGGGGGAGGCUGCCUUGUCCACUGCCUGGCCGGGGUGUCCCGCAGCAGCACCCUGCUGGUGGCUUACCUGAUGACAGUGACUGAGCUGGGCUGGCAGGAUUGCCUGGCUGCCACCAGGGCCGUGCGCUCCUUCGCCAACCCCAACUGUGGCUUCCAGCAGCAGCUGCAGGACUAUGAGAGGACCUUCCUGCAGGAG